GCUUGCCACCCAACAAAAAAAAACAAGACGUGCGCGCGCGUGAAAAAUUGUUAAUCGCUCAGAUUGAACAAGAUUCAAGAUUGUAAUUUUUUAUUUUUUUUUUGAACUGAAAACUGAAACGCGAAGAAGGCGUCGGGUGCCUCAUAGUGCAGAGUGCGAAUGAAAAUAUAUUUUUUUCAAUGUGUAGCAUACGGGCGUGUGCGUGAGUGAGUCGGAAAAUAUGGCGGCGAGUGGGUUAUGAUAAUCCAAAAUAAAUCUAAACUACACUUUCUUCACAACAUGAAAAUUCAAUGAAACCACUAAAAAAUAUCUUUUAAUUUGUUAAAAAUUGUCUUUGUCUUUGAUAAUAAGGUUUUUGUAAAUAUAUUUAUAAUUCUUCGUAUUCAAUUUUAAUCAAACAAAAACUAUAAAAAGCUACCAGCAAAAAUUCCAAAGAAGGGAAAUGAAAAAUUGUCAAAAAUACCAAAAUUUGCAAACAUUUGGUCAAAGGGAAAUCGUUGCGACAACAAGAAGAAAAUUUUGUACAAAACGAAUUUGUAAUUGUAAGGAAGAAAAAAGAAAAGGACCGACGCCGACCGCCGCCCGCUCCAAGGAAAACCACUCCAAUGAGAUCCCAUUGAGUGUUAAGUGAGCAAAAGCGGUAGAGACGACAGAGAGAGAGAGAGAGAGGGAGAGACAGAAGAAGAGGAGCGUAAUCAACCCAAGCCAAUAGUCAGAGCGGGAUAGCAUGCGCCAAUGAGAGCGUCCCACCAGCUGAGAGCGUCCGAUUUCGUUGACUACGCUGCCGUCGUGGGAGUGGGAGUGAGAGGAGGAGUGGGACUGGGUCUAGGACUGGAAUUGGGCGAAGGAUCGUAUUACAGCAGCGAUCUAACGGCGUUUGUCGUGGAGCAGGAGCAGCGUCAGCAGCAAAGGGAAGCAGAGGCAGCGGCAGAAGCAGCAGCAGCAGCAGCGGCAGCGGCAGCAGAAGCGGCAGCGACAAUCAAGCGAAAGCGUCAAACAGAUUGCGAUUGCGGCUGCGUGGACUCGUACAACAUCAGCCACGGCCCGACAGCAGUGCCAGCAGCAGCAGCAGCAGCAGCAGCAGCAGCAGCAGCAGCAGCAGCAGGUGCGACACCACACAACAGCCUCAAGACGGCGCACACAAAGGUUGCCACAUCGGGGGGCCAUGCCAAUACGCAGCCCCCCAGCAAGAGGUCGAGCAGCGGUGCCGACGGCGACUAUCAGUUGGUGCAGCACGAGGUCCUGUACUCGCUUUCGGCGGAAUAUGAGGUCCUCGAGUUCUUGGGACGUGGCACCUUCGGUCAGGUGGUCAAAUGCUGGAAGCGUGGCACCUCCGAGAUCGUCGCAAUCAAGAUCCUGAAGAACCAUCCGUCGUACGCGCGCCAGGGACAGAUCGAGGUCUCCAUUCUGUCGCGUCUGAGCCAGGAGAAUGCCGACGAGUUCAACUUUGUGCGUGCCUUCGAGUGCUUCCAGCACAAGAACCACACGUGUCUGGUGUUCGAGAUGCUCGAGCAGAACCUGUACGACUUCCUCAAGCAGAACAAGUUCUCGCCGCUGCCUUUGAAGUACAUAAGACCCAUUUUGGAGCAGGUACUGACGGCCCUGUUGAAGCUCAAGCAAUUGGGUCUGAUUCAUGCCGAUCUGAAGCCCGAGAACAUAAUGCUCGUCGAUCCCGUGCGGCAGCCGUACCGCGUGAAGGUGAUCGACUUCGGCAGCGCCUCGCAUGUGAGCAAAACUGUGUGCAACACGUAUCUGCAGUCGCGCUACUAUCGCGCCCCGGAGAUCAUCCUGGGGCUGCCCUUCUGCGAGGCCAUCGACAUGUGGUCGCUGGGCUGUGUGGUGGCCGAGCUCUUCCUGGGCUGGCCCCUGUACCCCGGCAGCUCGGAGUUCGACCAGAUCAGGUACAUCUCGCAGACGCAGGGGCUGCCCACGGAGCACAUGCUGAACAGCGCCUCGAAGACCUCGAAGUUCUUCUACCGCGACGUGGACUCGACGUACCCGUUCUGGCGCCUCAAGACCACCGAGGAGCACGAGGCGGAGACCAACACGAAGAGCAAGGAGGCGAGGAAGUACAUCUUCAACUGCCUGGACGACAUCGGGCAGGUGAAUGUGCCCACGGACCUGGAGGGCGGGCAGCUGCUGGCCGAGAAGACCGAUCGGCGGGAGUUCAUAGAUCUCCUCAAGCGCAUGCUGACGAUCGACCAGGAGCGACGUCUCACCCCCGCAGAGGCGCUCAACCACUCGUUCACGCGCCUCACGCACCUCGUGGACUAUGUGUAUUGCAACAACGUGAAGGCCUCUGUCCAGAUGAUGGAAGUGUGUCGUCGCGGCGAUUUCCACACCGUCCAACCUGCUUCUACGUUGGUCACCAAUUUCGUGCCCAGCAGCACCGAUAACAUGACAUUUACGAUCAACAACCAGCUGACCAGCCAAGUGCAGCGCCUCGUGCGGGACGGCCGCCCCCUGGCCUACGAGGGUCUCUACCAGAUCUACAAUGGCCGCAGUGUGGCGCGCCAGUAUCCGCAGGCGCGCACCGACAGCUUCCAGCAUCAGCUGGUGUCGAACAUCCUCUGUCCGCCGUCGUACCAGGCGAUGGCCAGUCCCACGAAGCACGUGGUGGUGGGCAGUGCCACCAUGCAGCCGCCGCUGCAGGUGCCGCCGCAGCAGUACGUGAACGUGCCGGUGCCAGUGUCGAUGGUGGAGCCCACCUCGGGCCAGAGGAUGCUGCUGACGAACCGCGUGCAGGCGAGUGGUGUGGCCUGGCCCCAGACCGGGCGACAGAUGGCCCUGGUGCCCUCGUGGCCGCAGCAGGCGCCAGCGCACUCGCUGAUUGUCGACUCGACGCCGCUCUUCAACGUGGAGGAGAUCUAUCCCAAGCAUCAUCUCAAUUUGCCACGCAACGAUCUCAAAAAGGAAUCGCCGGCUCAUCAUUUAGCCAAGGGCAACUCUUAUCGCGUGCCGCGUCAUGAGAAGAAGGAGCACCAGCAGCUGUCGCCAGUGAAGAAGCGCGUGAAGGAGAGCUCGCCGCCGCACCAGCAGCGCUACCAGCGAACGGCCCACGUGUCGCCGCAGUACCACACGCAUCACAACUGCAAUUACGGCGGCAACUACGGCAGUGGCGGCAGCGGCGCGGGCGGCUCGGUGCUGGCCUCAUCCGGUGGGGGAGCCUCGGCGAGCAAUAUUCCCAGCAGCUCGGGGGGAUCGCACCACCAUCAUGGCGCCCCAGUGGCGCAUGUGCAGCAGCCGUAUAGCGCCUCGUCGGGCGGCCAUCAUAUUGUGAGCAAUUGUCAGGCGAAUGGAGGCUACCAGCAGCCGCCGUCGCACGCCCCACAUCCGCAGCAGCAGCAGCACCAGCCGCAGCAGCAGCAACAGCAUCCGCAUCCACAUCCGCAUCCGCAUCCACAGCAGCAGCAGCAGUCGCAUGUGAAGCAACAGCCGACGAUCACCAUCCAUGAUACGCCCUCACCGACGGCAGUGAUCACCAUUUCGGACAGCGAGGACGAGGGCGGGGACAAUGGGGCAACAACAGCAGCGCCAGUGAAGCAGCGGGCGCAUGCCCAGUCCCAGACGAGCAGCAUUCUGAUGCAGCAGCAGCAGCAGCAGCAAUCCUCUGUGCCACUGCAUUGCCAGAGGAGCAGCAACCAGAGCAACGUGCAACAGCAGCAGCAACAGCAGCAGCAGCAGCAGCAGCAAUCGAUCAAUUAUGGUGAACACGAUCCGGAGGACGCACGUCGACGCCAUCACGCAGCAGCCGCGGCAGCCAUUGCCGCAGGGAGCCCCAAGCAUCACCAUCAGCAGCAGCAGCAGCAGCAGCAACAGCAACAGCAGCAGCAACAACAACACCAGCCGCCGCCACAGCAGCAGCAGCCACACUACCAGCCGCAGCCACAGCAGCAGCAACAGCAGCAACAGCAGCAGCAGCAGCAGCAAGUGCAACAGCAGCCGCAGCCGAACAUCAAGUACGAGCCAGGGCAAUCGCAAAAGAAACGCAUCCUAGCGAUGGCCCAAAGCGAGUGCAACUACCAGCCGCAGCAGCAGCUGCAAGUGCAGCAGCCGCAGCCAUCCGCCACUCUGCCGCACAUUCCGCCAAAGCAGGAACCGGCUGAGUUCUAUCCGGAAUACGUCCCACAGCAGCAGCAGCAACAGCAGCAGUUGGACACGAAGCGCUCAUCGUGGGCGCCCACAUCCUCCUCUGCUGCACCGCCGCUGGCGCAUCCGAAGCGAGAGGCGCCCUCGGCUGCGCCCAUUAGCUAUGUGGCACCCGCUGUGGCGCCGCCCCUGGCCCACUCGAAGAGCAGUUCGUCGUCGUCUUCAUCGUCGAUUAGCGCUGCAACUGCAGCGGCCGCAGCUGCAGCUGCCGCGGCGGCAGCCGCUGUAGGACCGCCCUCCUGGGGGGCACCUCAGGUCUACCGCCAGCCAUCGCAGCCGCCGCCAGGCAGUGUGGCCUCCCAGCCGCCGGCUGCGCCGCAUCACCACCACAGCAGCCACAGCCAUCAUCAUCAUCAGGCUGGGACACCGCUGGGCGGCUCGCCCUCGUCCACGGCAGCGGCGGCCAUGCUGCAGACGGACAUCUAUGCGCAGGGCGACAUCUAUCGCCGUCCCACGGUGUUUGUGUCGCAGGCGGCGCCCAGCUACGCGUACGCCAACAGAGCAGUGGUGGCCCCACCACCGGCGCACAACAGCAGCAGCCGUCAGGUGAUACCGUCGCAUCCGUUGCCGGCCCACAUCCAGAUACCCACGCAGUACAGCCAAUUCGGACCACUCAGUCCUGCCCAGGUAGCUGCCGCCGGCAAGCAUGCGGCGCACUUUGCGCCCACCAACAUAUGGUAUGGGGCUGAGUAGGGAGCCACGAAAGUGGGUGACAUGAACGAACAGAGGGUUAGGCGAGACGAGACGACACGAGAACGAGAGAGAAAGAGGGAGAUGUGACACCACCAGCACACAGCGACACACCACCAUCACGAUCUGAGCUCAAGAAAACUCAUUUGAAUGAUUCAGCGCUCGAAUCGUUUGUGGCCUCGGUUGAGGAAGGAGUGGAUGACCCAAGCCAAGAGCUACAGCAACAGCAACACCAACAGGAGCAGCAGCAGCAGCUACAGUUGACACAGUGCUGGUGGUUUAUGCUACUGAUGCAGCAGACGAUAAUACAACACAACAGCAGUAUGCUGCAGGCGGGUAGCGAGGAGUCCAUCACAU
This is a messenger RNA of Drosophila miranda, 5196 nucleotides long. It is a transcript of the gene Hipk, whose product is annotated as homeodomain-interacting protein kinase 2. The record is from RefSeq and is a predicted model, not a curated record. Gene Ontology annotation, cellular component: nucleus; cytoplasm. Gene Ontology annotation, molecular function: protein tyrosine kinase activity; ATP binding; protein serine/threonine kinase activity. Lineage: Eukaryota; Metazoa; Arthropoda; Insecta; Diptera; Drosophilidae. Gene Ontology annotation, biological process: peptidyl-threonine phosphorylation; peptidyl-serine phosphorylation.